CUGAGGAGGCAGAAGCAUUGAGUUGGCCAACGUACCCACGCGACAACCAGAAGUAUUCAUCCCGGCAGAUUUCCCUAUCGAUGCUAACUUGAACAUUAGAUUGAUAGAGAACCUCGCGAAGUUAAUGUGCACUCAAGAAUUUACCUAUCGACGGAAUGCGAAUUAUGUUGAAUCCCUGCGGCGAAAGAGGACCCUAGAGGAAAACGAAGACAGCAUUCCAGACGGAAGCGACGGCCAACACUUCGAAGCUGUUGAGUCAUCUUCCAGUCCCACUACGUCAGUGGACUCAAAUCAUGAAGAAAAAGACGCUAUUCCUCGUGAGAGAGUGCUUGUAGACAUAGACCUCCAUCUAGAUUUCGCUUACCCGCUCGAUGGGAGCGAAGAUGAUACUUCCCGAGUUUGGGUCUUUGAUUCCCAAAAAUGGCCCAAAGAUGCCAAGCGUUUCGCGUUCCGAUAUCUCCAUGAACACAACUUAUAUUCCACACGAAAAGGGAACCUCGAUGCCGUCAUGCUAUUCGCAGAGAACCUGGGACGCCAUCUCGACGUUGGAGAUAGGGAGGGAGGGAUUUUUCAAGUUCAAAGACGAUGCUGUCGACAGAUUACCUACCGGGCGGGUAUCUGGCACGGACAUGGGUUUCUGGUAACGAAGGGUGGUUUGGUUAGAAAGACUGCGCAGUUUGAGGCUGCAUGGAGAGCGCGUCGCCAGCAGUGGAUCAAUUUGGGUUCCCCCGGGGAUCUCAACGGAGCGAUCGAUCCACUAAGGAAUCUGUUGAGUGGAUCUGAGACUGGCCCUGAUGGCAACAAAGUGUGAUUUCACUCUCAAUCUCUUUCAUUGGUCCAGAUUCUUCAUCUUAUUCAUGCGCAGAUAUUGAUAGUCUUGUAGGAUUGUGUUUGUACGGAGCUUAUUCACGACCUGCCACCCCAAAAUGCAUCAACUGGCUCAGUUGCCAAGCGUACG
This is a messenger RNA of Hyaloscypha bicolor E, 958 nucleotides long. RefSeq lists its product as uncharacterized. Lineage: Eukaryota; Fungi; Ascomycota; Leotiomycetes; Helotiales; Hyaloscyphaceae. The record is from RefSeq and is a predicted model, not a curated record. The coding region runs from base 125 to 811 and encodes 228 amino acids. The transcript has 4 exons.